AUGGCCGCAAAAGUACGUUGCUGUGUAGUUGGCGCCGGUGCUGCCGGACUCUGUGCGCUCAAGUAUGCGCGCGAAUAUGGCAUGGAGGCGGUGGCGUAUGAGAAAUAUAACGAAAUCGGCGGCACCUGGGUAUGCACGGAGCAUGCGGCGGACGGCUGUGCCGCAGCGGAAGAUGUACACAGCAGCAUGUAUGAUGGAUUGCGAACCAAUUUGCCAAAGGAAGUAAUGAAUUUUCCUGACUUCCAAUUUCCAACGAAUAUGCGCGAAUCUUACAUACUGGCCAGUGACGUAUUGAAAUACUUUCAAUCUUAUGCCGAACACUUCCAACUACUACCACAUAUCAAGUUGAGGCAGGAAGUGAUACGCGUGCGGCCCUUACAGUGCAAAUGGGAGGUGUUAACGCUUGAUUUACAAAGCAACAUCUACACGACGGAGCAAUUUGAUUACAUUUUCAUAUGCAACGGCCGCUAUGCGACGCCCUCUUAUCCGAACACGCCGGGCAUUGGUCUUUUUAAUGGCCAUAAAAUACACAGUCAUGUCUUUCGCAGAGCAGACACAUUCAAAGCUGCCACCGUUCUUAUGGUAGGCGCAGGCCGUAGCGGUAUGGAUAUCACCCACCACAUUUACCCCUUUGCCGAACGUAUUUACCUAAGUCAUCAUCUCCAACAAAAGCCGCCAAUCACCGAUUUUAUGCCGAAUGUUGUGCAGAAGCCGGUUGUGGAACGCUACACGGAGAACGGCGCCGUAUUCAAGGAUGGCACGCAAGCCAACUUUACGCAUAUCAUCUUCUGUACCGGCUACGACCUGACGAUACCCUUCCUCAGCGCCGAUUGCAACCUGCAAGUGCACGACAAUUUAGUAUAUCCUCUCUACAAGCACUGCAUCAAUAUCUACCAUCCCACAAUGUGUUUCAUUGGUCUGCCAAUUUAUGCCUAUCCAAUACAAUUGUUCGACCUGCAAAUGCGUUUUGUCAUGCAAUACUAUAGCGGAAAACUGCAACUACCAAGUGCGAAGGAUAUGCUGGCCGAUACGGAGCGUGAUUUAGCAGAGCGCAGGGAGCGUGGCUUGCCGCGUAGGAAGGCGCAUUUAGUGGGCGAACGACAGUUCGAUUAUUAUGAUGAGCUGGUGGCAUUGACCGGAAUCGAGAAUAUUAGACCAGUGAUCAGAAAGCUAUCGAAAAUCUGUGGUGGUAAAUUUCUUUACGAUUUACAAAACUACCGCAAAACGGCAUUUAAGGUGAUAGACAAUGAGCAUUUUGUACAAUUUAAAUUAGGCGAAGUAUAA
This is a messenger RNA of Bactrocera oleae (olive fruit fly), 1284 nucleotides long. RefSeq names its product senecionine N-oxygenase. The record is from RefSeq and is a predicted model, not a curated record. Gene Ontology annotation, molecular function: NADP binding; flavin adenine dinucleotide binding; N,N-dimethylaniline monooxygenase activity. Lineage: Eukaryota; Metazoa; Arthropoda; Insecta; Diptera; Tephritidae.